This is a messenger RNA of Lutra lutra (Eurasian river otter), 648 nucleotides long. RefSeq names its product transthyretin (gene TTR). The coding region runs from base 60 to 503 and encodes 147 amino acids. Lineage: Eukaryota; Metazoa; Chordata; Mammalia; Carnivora; Mustelidae. Gene Ontology annotation, molecular function: thyroid hormone binding. The transcript has 4 exons. The record is from RefSeq and is a predicted model, not a curated record. Gene Ontology annotation, biological process: purine nucleobase metabolic process.
GAGCAUAAAAGGCCCAGGCUGGGGGCGGCCGCCUUACAGGCCCGCACACUCUUGACAGGAUGGCUUCUCGUCGUCUGCUCCUCCUUUGCCUCGCUGGACUGGUACUUGUGUCAGAGGCUGGCCUUGCGGGCUCUGGUGGAUCCAAGUGCCCCCUGAUGGUCAAAGUCCUAGACGCUGUCCGAGGCAGCCCUGCUGUCAACGUUGGCGUGAAAGUGUUCAAAAAGGCUGCUGAUGAGAGCUGGGAGCUCUUCGCCUCCGGGAAAACCAAGGAACUUGGAGAGCUCCACGGGCUCACAACUGCUGAGAAAUUUGUGGAAGGGGUGUACAAAGUAGAAUUAGACACCAAGUCGUACUGGAAGUCACUCGGCAUUUCUCCAUUCCAUGAAUAUGCAGAGGUGGUGUUCACAGCAAACGACUCUGGCUUCCGCCACUACACCAUUGCAGCCCUGCUCAGCCCCUACUCCUACUCCACCACAGCCCUUGUCAGCAACCCGGAAGAAUGAGGGACCCCUCCUUGGGUGGAUUUGAAGGAGAAAGGACAGGGUUUUUGUAACCAGUAGUAUUCCAUUUUUAUUAAAGCAGUGUUUUCACUUUAUAAGCUAUGCUAGAAACUUGAGCAGAGACAAUAAAACAUUCCUAUUAAAGCAA